Messenger RNA from Monascus purpureus, 3684 nucleotides. NCBI's taxonomy places the organism in Eukaryota, Fungi, Ascomycota, Eurotiomycetes, Eurotiales, Aspergillaceae. The record is from the annotation of a GenBank genome assembly.
AAGCGCUCUCUCUCUCUCUCUCUCUGUGCGGACGCUGUAAUUACACGGAGAUGCUGCUAUCUUCUGCCUCAUGAACGGGCUCCUCUUCACUGCCUCUCUGCUAUUGAUCAGGUCGAUCUUCUUCCGUUGCACGCGAAGAUCCUGCGGCGACGGACGGCUGUGCCUCUGGCCCUGCAACCUCGCCUGUCUCGCCCAAGAGGGCUUUCUCAGCACUAAUCAUCCGUCCGUGUUGACGCUGACCCCCUUCCUUCACCUCGCCAUCGUCUCAUCUCUCUUCCGCUGCGGAUGCCUUUCAUUCACCUCAAUGCUUCCUCGCCGCCUGUCUUCACCCGCUGAAAAGGAGAUGUAUCACCUUUGAUCCUGCUGUUCUGUUCCUCCCGACCGGUACUAUCCCAGUCGUCAUUCCCACGCAGCACGGAAGACGUGCGAACCUUUUUCACCCUCUGCUAUUUCCUCCCUGACGCCCAUCUCCAUCCCAUCUCCGAUCCGCUGCGUGUCAUAAUUGACAUCACGAAGACUCUCUCUGUGGAAACCCAGUCUCUUCUUUCCGUCUUUCCUUCGAGUCUUCUCUGGCAACGUAGGAGAUAAUCGACACCGACGACCUCGACCUCCCCGUUCCCACUGCAGUCCUCAUUCCUCCCUCUUAUUUUUUUUUAACCUCCUUUUCCUCAGGGUCCCGCUUCUCGUGCGACCAACAGUCCCCUGGCACUCGCCAUGUCAACGCCCACUACGGCUACGGCGACUCAUCCCUCGCAUCACCAGCGCUACGGGUACUCUCACCAUCAGGCGUACCAGCCAACCACAUCGUAUCCGACCUCUACCGCCGAUGCCGCUCGCCUAGCCAACUCGUACGCCUACGCCGUCCACAACCCCCUUCCGACUAAUACCACUCUCUCAUAUACUCCAUCUUCCAAGAUGGUGCCCACGGGCUCCGUUCCGAACGCAGUAUCCUCGACGUCGAGCGUAUCCUGUUCUGUCGGUCGCAGUGGAGGGAAGAAGAAGCCGGACUGGGGCGAGUUCUACAAGAAUGGUAUACCAAAGGAAGUCAUCGUCAUUGAUGACAGUCCGGAGCCGUCAAAUACGGUCUCACGAAGUACCGUUGCCGUUGCGAAUGCGAACGGCAGUCAGGCACAGCCUGCUGGCAAAAGAAGAAAGACAGGCCUAGAGUCGAAUUAUGACGUUGUAUAUUACGAUCGUCCGUCGUAUUCUAUCAACCCUCAACCCUACGGGGAAGAUUCAUCGGCGGGAUCAAUCUCGACCGAUCGGACGACCUCAUUACACACUACCGCUCCAACCUCUCUUGGGUCCCAUGGGAGCUCCGGUGCGAGUGCUGGGAUUUACUAUGAAGAUGCCAAUGUUGGCCAAAAGAGGAAGCGUGUUACCACUCGCAAGUCCGCUCGGGACGAGCAGAAACGACGGGAGUUGGAAACUUUUGGGGAUGCCUUCUUGAGCUAUAUCCCCCCUCCUAACCCACCUAUCAAGGCCAAGGAAGUGCCUGUACCGGUGAUUCGUGAUUACGGUCCUAGAGAAAAAUUCGAUGACGACGAUGGCCACUAUAUCGUGACUCCAGAUGCACCCCUAACCGAUCGAUAUUCCAUUAUUAAAUUACUCGGCCAAGGCACCUUUGGGAAGGUGGUUGAGGCCUACGAUAAGCACCGGAAGACACGCUGCGCAGUGAAAAUCAUUCGUUCGGUACAAAAGUACCGCGACGCAUCGAGGAUUGAACUGCGUGUGCUGUCUACGCUGGCUUCCAAUGAUAAGGAGAACCGCAACAAAUGCAUCCACUUGCGGGAUUGCUUUGACUUCAGAAAUCAUAUCUGCAUCGUCACAGAUCUACUGGGGCAAAGUGUGUUCGAUUUCCUCAAGGGUAACGGUUUUGUACCUUUCCCCAGCACCCAGAUCCAAAAUUUUGCUCGCCAACUCUUUACUAGCGUCGCAUUCCUUCAUGAUCUUAACCUCAUACACACCGACUUAAAACCCGAAAAUAUUCUUCUAGUCAGUAAUGCCUACCAGACUUUCACCUAUAAUCGAACAAUUCCGUCAUCCUCCCACGCCACCUCCAGGAAUGCUCGCCAGAGGCGUGUACUGCUGAAUAGUGAGAUCCGGCUGAUUGACUUUGGCUCUGCCACGUUCGAUGACGAGUAUCACUCGUCAGUCGUCUCCACCCGGCACUAUCGUGCUCCGGAGAUCAUUCUCAAUCUCGGGUGGAGUUUCCCUUGUGACAUUUGGAGUAUUGGAUGCAUCCUCGUCGAAUUCUUCACAGGGGAUGCACUGUUCCAAACACACGACAAUCUAGAACACCUCGCCAUGAUGGAAGCCGUUAUUGGCCGCAGGAUAGAUGCCAAGCUGGUCAGACAGGUAAUGCAAGGAGGACGGAACGGACAUCAGAAUCAAGCAGCCAAAUACUUCAACAGAAGCAAACUCGACUAUCCUAAUGAAGAGACAACAAGGUCAUCAAGAAAAUAUGUGAGGGCUAUGAAACGGCUGACGGUACGACUGUGCCCUUGAUCCUCCUGCGAGGCCAACUCGCUAACUCUCAAUGAAGGAUUUUAUUCCUACGAAUACACCUUUCAACAGACAGUUUCUGGACCUCCUGCAGCGGAUCUUUGUUUACGAUCCUAAAAGCCGAAUCACGGCCAAGGAGGCAUUGAAGCACCCUUGGUUUAAGGAGUCACUUAUUGAUGACGGUACUGAGGCUCUCCGGAUCGGUAUGCAGCUGCAGCGCAACGGCCGUGCCUGACCUUUGACCCUACUGUCCGUGCCAGACUAUCAUCCCUGCUGGGGGUAAUUUGGUUAUUCUUACGGCCGUUGAACGGUCCUGUUAUUUUCUCUUGCCCGUGAAGCAAGCACGCUUUAACUGUGUAGGGUACGGCAACGGAUGGAUGGCUUGGUUUGAAUGGCAGUCAUCAAGCAUGGUACAGUGGCACGUCCAGUGCUGCAGCUGAUCCUUGCUUGAAAAAGCAACGGCUUGAUUCAGUGUCUCAUUUACUUUGAUUCAUCUGCAUUACCUGUUUGUGUAGGCGCUCCUUGACUGUCAUGUGGAAGGGAGGGAAAUGGAGACAGGAAUUGAGUCUUACUUACAAUGGAAGGGGGCCCGUGGCUUUUUCUUUUUAUCUUGCCGUUUUAUUUCUGCUGAGGCCAGGCCGGACUAGGGGGCUUUGUGUGGGAUUACCUUUUUCUUCCUUCCUUUCACUCUUAUUUCUCAACAUCCUUGAUAUGAUUUGAUUGACUUUUUAUGUUUUUAUGGGGCGCUGGUGAUAUGAUACGGGCUUUAUAUCGUGCAUAGGCUUUUUUUCAUCAUCUACCUGGUAACGCGGCGCUGGUCGUAUCCCGGCCAAUGUCUCCUUCUCGUUUACACAUUUUUCCUUUUAUUCCGUGAUUUACGGCCUGCAUUUUCUUUUGCUUUAUUCCCCGGAUUACAUUACACUAUCCAUGCCUUCCCUUAGUUUUUUGCCUUUUUGAAUUCUUUCGAGAAUUUCUUCUUUUGUUUCCUCCCCCUUCCUCCUCGCCUUGGGUUUUCUUUUUUUUUUCUCUUUUGUGUUAACGGCCAUCUGUCGAGCAGGCUGGAAUGGUAUGAAUGGAUCAGGAAUAUGAGAGGGACUAAUGGAAUAAUACCCAUCCAUGGCUGGCGACAAAGUAGUCGAAAAGCAGCAGUCAGGUUAUAUCAACUGUGCAGAUUCUUUC